AUGGCUCAAGGGUUCUUCAAGAAAGAGGUGAAGAGUGGCAGUCAAACUUCAUUCUGGUUUGAUAAUUGGAGCCAACUGGGAAGAAUUUAUUAUCUGACAGGCCAGGGAGGACUUAUAGAUACUGGGAUUCCGAUCACAGCAACAGUAGAACAGGCUGUGAAAAACAGAAGGAGAAGAAGACAUAGAGCAGAUCAUCUAAUAGCUAUUGAGAAUCUGUUAUUGCAGCAGGAACAUAUAUUGGUCAAUGAGGAAGAGGAUAAGCCUCUUUGGAAGCAGAGUGAGGAUACUUACAAAGACCAUUUUAACUCUAAGAAGACUUGGAGUCAGCUAACAACAGUUUUUCAAGUGGUUGGUUGGAGUGAGGCUAUAUGGUUUAAACACUCAACACCAAAAUAUUCAUUUCUAGCGUGGCUAGAAAUGCUAAAUAGGCUUUCUACUGGAGACAGGAUGACCAAAUGGGAUGCCGCAACAAACCCGGUGUGUGUUCUAUGCAAUGCAACCGAUGAAACCAAGGAUCAUCUAUACUUUGAAUGUGAUUAUUCCAGAGAAAUUUGGAGAAAGCUCAUGAGUAAACUACUGGAGAACAGAUACGUGGAGGAUUGGAGAAGAGUAAUUUUGUUGCUCAUGGAUAAAGAUCAAACGAAGCUGAUUACAUUCUUUACUAGAUAUGCUUUUCAAGUGGCUGUAUAUAGUAUAUGGAGGGAGAGAAAUGGAAGAAGACAUGGAGAGAGUCCUAGGAAUGUGCAAAAAAUGGUUCAAUGGAUUGAUAAGGAAGUGAGAAACAGGAUGUCUACAAUCAGAAUGAUGGGAGACAUGAAAUAUGAUGAAGGCUUCAAAUGUGGUUAG
Messenger RNA from Brassica oleracea var. oleracea, 846 nucleotides. RefSeq lists its product as uncharacterized. The record is from RefSeq and is a predicted model, not a curated record. Bases 1 to 846 code for a protein of 281 amino acids. Lineage: Eukaryota; Viridiplantae; Streptophyta; Magnoliopsida; Brassicales; Brassicaceae. The transcript has a single exon.